Molecule: messenger RNA, 1386 nt
Organism: Apis cerana (Asiatic honeybee)
Lineage: Eukaryota; Metazoa; Arthropoda; Insecta; Hymenoptera; Apidae
Product: apolipoprotein D-like
Biological process (GO): lipid metabolic process; response to reactive oxygen species
Cellular component (GO): cytoplasm
Molecular function (GO): pigment binding
Source: RefSeq, a predicted model, not a curated record
UCGUGAACUUGUUGCCACCAACAACGAGCCGUCUAGCAACGUUGACGGCCAAUGGCCGUCGUCUGGUGGCCAGAGAGAGAGCGAGAGUACCGUAAGGAUAUUCACGUGUAGGUAAAACAGAGGGGGAUACAGGUGGUGGCCGGUCAACGAUCUUGCGCUCCCCGGUUCACGUGUAUAUAAAGAGAAACGGGACGGGCACACGGCAGAUCAACAACGGCAGCCAUGUUCGGCAAGAUAGUUCUGUUCCUUUCCGCAUUGGCUCUGGCAGGAGCGCAGAUACCCAGCCUGGGCUUCUGCCCCGAAUACGUGCCUAUGGCCAACUUCGACAUGACCAAGUUCUUGGGCGUUUGGUACGAGGCUGAGAGGUAUUUCCAAUUGACGGAGGUGGUGUCGAGAUGCGUGAUGGCCAAUUACACGUUGGGCGCAGACGGCAGGUUCCGCGUCAGCAACGAAGUAACCAACAGAUUCACGGGGAUCAAGAGGGUGCUGGAGGGUGAAAUAAAGAAAGCCGCCUCGAAGGCGGAGGAGGGAAAGUUGGUCGUCAAGUACACGAUACCGCUGACACCCGAGACCAAGUACUCGGUCCUCGAGACGGACUACGAAUCGUACGCCGUCCUGUGGAGUUGCUCGGGUAUCGGCCCGUUCCACACCCAGAACGCGUGGGUCAUGACGAGGGAGAGGCUGGCGCCGGGCACGGUGCUGCAAAAGGCGUAUGCAGUGCUGGACAAGUACAAGAUCUCGAAAACGUUCUUCGUGAAGACGAAUCAGGAGGACUGCGCCCUGUUGGACGCGAAACCGACCCAGGAGCCGCAGGUGGAGGGGGGAGGGGAGAAGCCGGAGGAUGUGAGGUCGGCGGUGGCGCCGGACGCGCCGCAAGCGAUCCUCAACUCGAAGAAAAAUGGCAACAACGAGGAGCGGCCGGCCCACCCGCCCGAAAAUCCGAGCGAGAAGAAGCCGGCGGCCAACACUGUCCCGGAACGGAUCAUGGAAGUGGCGGACGCCGUGAAGGGGGAGGAGGGGAAGGAGGCGACGACGAAAGGCGAGGAGGGGAGGGUCGAGGGGAAUGUAGAACGGGCGGACGAGGAGAAGAAGAAGAAGAAACUUUGAAAACUUUCCUCUGAACUCGUCUUUUAAAUCGGUUAACGAUUAAAUUUUCAGCGAGGAAGGGUCGAAAUGAAAAUUGCAGGGCUUGUAGCGGUCUCGCCGUUUCGAGACCAGUCUCGCCCGUCGAGUUUCGUCGAGGCAUUAUCGAAGCUUUCAUGGGAGGGAGGGUAUAUCGCUUAUUGUUUUAACUUAUGUACAAAUGUAAGGGGGAGAAAAGAAAAAGAAAAAAAAAAAAAAGAAAUAAAAAAGUUGAAUAAAUUGUUACAUAAAACUGACACGAAA